CUUAAAGACUUUACUGCUGUUAAAACCGCGGUUGGUGAGAAAGCGUCUGCAAUGGCCGAACACAUUGGGGAAGAUGGAGAGAGCACGCUCAUUGGAAUGGGACUUCGUGUCUCUGUGUCCCCCGUGCAAACGGCUUUUUACCUCAUCCUGGUGACUCUGGGCAUCUUGGGUAAUUUCACCGUCGUUGGAGUGAUCGGUAAAAGCAUAGCAACGGACCAUGUUGGGGGACGUAACUCGGACAUCAUCAUCAUUAACAUGGCACUGUCUAACCUGCUGGUGUCAGUGAUGAGGAACAUACCGCUUGUCAUCUCAGACAUUGGACUGGAGCUGUACUCUUCCAAAGAGUGGUGUCAGGUCCUCAUGGGUGUCUGGGUGUGGCUGCGAUCGGUCAAUGUAUGGUCCACGCUCUUCCUCAGUGCAUUCCACUUGCAGACAUUGAGGCGCGUGGCUCCCACUGCGGUGAGCCGUAACGGGCCCCGGAGCCUCCCUAAGACCCUGCUGCUCAGUCUGACCCUCAUCUGGCUUCUCAACUUUGUUUAUUCCAUUCCUGCUCAUAUCUUUUCCACUAGUGGAGACGUGAACACCACAGAGACCCUGAUGCUGGUGAGCAGCACAACGCGCCCCCUGCUGGGCUGUGUGUGGAACUUCCCCUCCAGCUACAGUGGUCUGGCCUAUGCGACCACGUCGAUGGUGAUCCACGAAACUAUUCCCAUAGUCCUAAUGGCCAUUACCAACCUGGGCUCCCUCUACACGCUCUACACCCACAGCAGGGUGCGGAGUACAGCCCAGGAUGCACCUGUCAUAAAGCGGGUGCCCGCCGAGAGACGAGCAGCCAAGGUGAUUCUCACUCUCAUAAUGCUCUUCAUAAUAUCAUGGGGAACUAGCAUUAUCUCUGUCAACUAUUUCAACUACAACAGGGGCUCCUCUGCAGAGUUUCUUCUGAUUAUUGCUCGUUUUGCCAACAUCAUCUUCAUUGCAAUGUCCCCUAUUGUUCUGGCAUUCGGGCACCGGCGGCUGCGUUCUUUCAUCAAGUCGACGCUGUCUCACUGACAGAUAUCAGCUCACACAAUACUACUAUUACAAUACUAUUAGUUACAUCACUCUCUGAAAAGUAGGCAACAACGUUAUUUCAACCAGACCCCACAACGCAGUAUGUCCUGGAGCCAACAAUCAUCAUCUAAACUAAUGUGAAGUGAACA
Molecule: messenger RNA, 1199 nt
Organism: Pungitius pungitius (ninespine stickleback)
Lineage: Eukaryota; Metazoa; Chordata; Actinopteri; Perciformes; Gasterosteidae
Product: olfactory receptor class A-like protein 4
Exons: 4
Coding region: 52-1050 (332 amino acids)
Biological process (GO): G protein-coupled receptor signaling pathway
Cellular component (GO): membrane
Molecular function (GO): pheromone receptor activity
Source: RefSeq, a predicted model, not a curated record